UUGUUCCAUUGAAAAACAAAGGCCUGUCACAUUUGAGUUACCAAAGCUAAUAAUCAGUGACACUGACUGAUGCUGCACCAGGAAAAAUCUGUGUAAUAACAUAAUAAAAGAAAUAUGUGGGUGUGCAUUUAGUCACAAAAUGGCUGGCAUUAGGACCUCAGGGACAAUAAGCUAACCGCUUUGAUGCCAGAGGAAGUUGGCGAUGCAAUGACAUGAGAUCACUCUGUGUGUGAAUGACUGAUAUGUGUCCGGUCGGACUCACGGGUCGAUCGAUCAUGAGUCGGUGUGACGGCGUUAACAACCCGUGACAAACUUGAUUCUCCUGCCUCCCCUAAAUGCAAGUCCAGCAGAUUCAAUCAUCACCAUCUUCUGGUGUCCCCUCCCUGAUUGCUCCUUGGACUUUUUUUUGUUAAGGACAAGAAAGGCAUCUAAUGCAUUUCCCUCCUGCAUAUUCAUACACUCUGUGUCUGGUGCAUUUAUUUCAGUCAUUAUAUUGUCAUGGCUGUGCAAGACCCUGGCAGGACAACAGGGUUUCCUUGCAAAGAGUGUGGCUUGGUAUGUCCAAAUAUGCCCAGUCUGCUUGAACACAUGGAUUCCCACCUUGAACAAGAGGAAGAACGCAAGUUUAAAUGUGAUGAAUGUGGACGUGGUUACAGGCAUGCCGGUAGCUUAGCUAACCACAAAAAGACACACGAUGUGGGAUCCUUUGAGUGUGACAUUUGUGGUAAAGAAAACUCUAAUGCUUUGGCCCUGAAGAGUCAUCUACGGAGUCACACCUCGCAGAAAAAGUAUUCCUGUGCAGAAUGUGGGAAGGCUUUUCGUCUGGCAACACAACUUGCUACACAUGAGAGGGUUCAUCUCACAAGGCGAGUAAAGGAGCAGUCUUACAGGAAAGUAGAUAUGGAGUAUGACACAGACGAAAAUAGACAUGAUAUUGAAAAUAAUGACCCGCAUCACCUGAACGACGAGUCGACCAGUGUUGGGAUUCCGACAGAGGACGGCCUAGCUGAGGCACAAUCUGAGACCUCUGAAGAUGCUGCAAAUCGACCUUUCAGAUGUGAUUUGUGUGACAAAUCAUACAUACACCAUCGAAGUCUGACCAAUCAUAAAAAGACUCACCAAGUUGGGAUGUUUGAGUGCACAGUGUGUUUCAAACUGUUCAAUAACAUGGCUGCCCUUUACAGCCACCAGAGAACUCACAAGGCAAGAAGCGGGGCAGAUCCCAAUUCAGUGGGUGGGUCAUACACAGCCCCAUCACUGGACCAGUUUUCACCUCAGAGCCAGGAUGCUCCAGUAAAUUUUUGCCAUUUGUGUCAGGUACUAUUCCCUAAUGAUGAAGAGUUUCAGGAACACAUCCAAAUGCACAACUCCUCAUCUGUGCCAUUUGGGCUUCAAGACAGCUUGUCGGAGAACCAUAAUAUUUCAUACGACAAUAGCAUUGCUUCGCCUGAGUCUAAUUUUUAUGCAUCUCCUAUAAAUAAUGUUCCUUCCGUGUCAUCAGUAGAUAAUCAUGGAGGGUUCGAUCAGCCACAGGAGCAGAUAAGAAGUAACGGUCAUGUGUACUCAGACUGCUCCAAUAAUCAGACACCAUCUUCCAACAGCACUCAGGGAGAACCUCCACUCAUAGACAUGAACAUCCUCAAUCCCAAUCUGAUGCAUACACAAAGCACUGACGAUGCAAACAUAACUGAAGAGACUACAACUGUAGAUUCUGAUGAGCGUCCCUUCAAGUGUCAGAUCUGCGGUAAAAGCUACCGCCACUCUGGAAGCCUCAUCAACCACAAAAGGUCACAUCAGGUCGGGAUUUACCAGUGUUCAAUCUGCAGAAAGAGUUAUCCUCAUCUGGCGGCCCUCAAAAGUCAUCUCCGCCUCCACAAAGCUCCGUCGUCAUCUUUCAGCCUCACAACUGAGGGAGACUGGCUCUCCUCAGAGCCUCUGACUCUGGAUAACCAGCAGGCCUGCUUCUCCUCCCAAGUGGAGGAGGAGGAGGAAGAGGACGGCACUCACCUUGCACUUGGUAUCGAUCAGGAGAAUGGUGUUGACCACAGCAAUGGAGCGUUGUAUCAUGAGCAGUUUAAUCAGGACUUUUCCCAAGACAUGACUGUGCAUCUACCUCACAACGAACACCUGAUGCAGAGGCACAUGUGUGCAGACUGUGGUGAGACAUUUGCAGAUAUUGCAGGUAUUAAGUCUCACAGUUGUCCACUGCUACAGCAGCAGCAUGACACUACCAGCAGUGACUAUGAUAGUAGUAUUAACUUCCAGGACAGCAAUGGCCACUGUGCCAUUGGAAAUCCAGCGAGUAAUGUAGAGUUUCAUGGUCUGAACGGUAGCCAUGACCAAAGUUUCUUUGAACAGAGUUUUCAUGAAAAUAUUAGCAGUGAUCAGCUGAACGGUGGCGGAGAAGCUGAUAAUGCUGAGGAGGAGGAUGAUGAUGGUGAUCUUUAUCAGUGCUCUAUAUGUGGAAACAGCUACACCAGCAUGAGGGCUCUCAGGAGCCAUCUCCGAGGACACACACAGUCCCACGGCACUCCUGCAAGCUCAGGGCCUUCUUCCAUGUCCUCCCAUGAAGAGGUGAAAGACGAUGAGCCGGGGGAGAUGAUUAUCUGUAGUACAUGUGGGGAAAGUUUUGCCAAUAAGCAGGACUUGAUUACUCAUCAGCUUCUACACAACUUGGAGCAGGUAGAGAACGAUAGUCAUUUACAUAUGAACGACAGCACCGGCUCUGGAAGCAAGGAGGAAGCACAGAGUAUCAUCUGUGGCAGCUGUGGCAUCUUUUGCACCAGCUACCAUCACCUUGUAAACCACGGCUGCACAGCUGGGAGGAAAGAGGAGAUAACAAACUGUAAAAUGGAAAUAAAAGUAAAUGACGUUGCCCAGCAUGAAGACACGAGUCAAGUCAGAGACACUGUGGAUACCGAAGAUCGUCAGUACAAGUGUGAUCAGUGUGGGCGAUCAUACAGACACGCUGGCUCCCUCCUUAACCACAAAAAAUCCCACAAAACGGGUGUAUUCAGAUGCCUCGUCUGCCAGAAACGCUUCUACAACCUGUUGGCCCUUAAAAACCAUCAGAGGUCCCACUUUGAUAUUAAGAGACAUACUUGCCAUGAGUGUGGGAAAGCCUUCAAAAUUCAGAAGCAGCUAUUGAACCACCUGAGAAGGCACAAAGAGAACCAAGCAAAAAUCCAGGAACUCAACAACCAGAUCCAGGCCCUCAUGCAGAUGAAUGGGAACAGGUCAGAUGAAGGAAUGCAGUCCUCCACUGAUAAUCCCAGUCAGGCUUUUACCUCACCCCGGCGCUGUAGGCAAUUGCCUGUAGAGGAGGCGCAAACAAAAUCUGAGACUUCAGUCAAAUCAGAGAACACAGAUGACCAACGACCUUUCGCUUGUGACCAGUGUGGGCGUACGUACCGCCACGCAGGCAGUCUGGUCAACCACAAAAACUCUCAUAAAACAGGUGAAUAUUACUGCUCUGUUUGUAACAACACUUAUUCCAAUCAACUGGCAUUGAAGAACCACUUGCGCACCCACUUUGCAUAUAAAAAGCACUCUUGCCAAAAAUGUGGGAAAGGAUUUAGGGGAAAGAAGCAGCUGUUAGCCCAUGUCUGUACCGACCUCAGAAAGGACGGGAUAGCAGGCAGGAGAGGCUUUAGGUCUAGAGCCUUUAAGUGUAAGCAAUGUAAGCAGGCCUUUCCGUCUGUUGACCAACUGGCAGCCCAUACUUGUGAUAGACCUUCAGGCAGCAGUGACGCACAUACAAACAUGUCUCCAAAUAAAGAAGAGCGCCCUUUCAGGUGCAACAUAUGUAAUCGCAGCUACCGCCAUGCAGGCAGCCUCCUGAACCACAAAAAUACCCACAAGACCGGACACUUCAGUUGCACCGUCUGCUCCAAGCCCUUCUCGAACCCCAUGGCUCUACGCAAUCACACUCGUAUCCACACGCAGAAGAAGAAGUACGUGUGUCUCACGUGUGGGAAGGCCUUUCGCCUCGCCAGCAUCCUACACAACCACCAGAAGGUCCACAACCGGGCGACGAGUCACUUCAGCUGUCCGUCAUGUGGAAAGAGCUUCCAGGGCAGGUCUGGCCUGAAGAGACAUCGCUGUCGGAGAGGUCAGGAGAACUCCAUGAGAGCUGGAGUCUUGCAGUCAGAGAAGGGAGACAAGUGCUUCAUGUGUGACCUUUGUGGGCGCUCCUACCGCCACGCUGGCUCCCUCCUCAACCAUAAAAAGACCCACUCCGAAAACCUCCACCACUGUACGUUGUGUCUCCAGACAUUUCCUGAUCCUCUCACCCUGCAGAUACACACACAGAUGAGACGUCACUGCUGUCCAGAAUGUGGAAAGACCUUCUGCCUGGUCGCACACCUGCAGAGCCACAUGGAGGUGCACUCGAAGGACCGUUCUGUGGUGUGCAGCUUCUGCCAGCAGAGCUUUCCCAGCGCAGCCAGCUACCAGCAGCACCACGACAUGCACCACGGGGCUCAGGGCCCCUAUCCACAAAGCGUGGAUGAAACUGCAGAUAACGACUUCUGCUGGGACUCAGGAAUAAAUCAGACCAUAGGGAUCGACAGGAUUCCCAAGCAGGUUCCGCCACCUUUGUCCCACAUUCCAGAAAGCAUCGCUGAUUCACAGGAUAACGACUCGGCCGGCGCAGAGGAGAAGAGCCACGUCUGCGAGCACUGCGGCCGCACUUACCGCCAUGCCGGCUCCCUCCUCAACCACAAGAACAGCCACAAGACGGGCUCCUUCUUCUGUUCCGUCUGCCAGAAAGAGUUCACCAACCUGAUGGCCCUCAAGAACCACCGACGCAUUCACACAGAGCCCAAGCGCUACCAGUGCCUGGAGUGUGGGAAGGCGUUCCGCGUGUCCACCCAGCUCAUAUGUCACCGAAGAAUCCACACCAAAGAGAAGCCCUUCGCCUGCCUGCUGUGCGACAAGAGCUUUUCCAGCAAGUCCAACCUGAGGCACCAUCAGAAGAUGCACCAGAACACCCAGUCCUACGACUCCUCUUUCAGCAUGGAUGCUAAUACUUUCAUGGACUUAGACAUGGGGUCUUUCCUGUGAAGCGGGAUUGCCGAGUCUACAAAAGAAGAGAACAGGCGGUCGUCUUAUCUAUCACUAAUUUAUUCCUUUUAUCAAAAAUUGUAAAACAGUAUUUUUUUUCAGAAAGUGCUCCUUUGUCCUGACAGAAGCUCCUUUUUGAAGGGAUGCACAUUUCAUGACUGGCUUCCAGUCUUACCUCCACAACAGAUGGCGACAUCAGCGGAAAGUCUCCAGAGGGUUUAUUGGUCAGCUUUUAAUAAAGCCUGAAUGUUUUCAAUGAACACACAGGAUCCCAGAACACGGAGCGAGUUAUUAAAAACAUCGCCGCUUAUUCCUCACUGACAUACCAACCAAAAUGAACUGUAAAGUGCAGCCCAGGUUUAAGAACAUUGAGACUGAUAACAUGUUUUUUGUAAGACCGUACUGUUCUAACGGUGAAUUUCUCCUCUCGCUACGUAUAAUUGUGUUCAGUGCCUCUGUAAGUUCCUUAGGAAACAAAAUAAACAAACUAUAUUUAUCUCUGAAUCCUUUUGUUAGGCGUCAGUGUUGAAGGACUGGUCACUUUUCCUUUGAGAUUUCACAUAGGACAAGCCUGUUAUUAUUAAGUCAAAUACCUCCUGGGUGUGUCCAAAGGUCAGUGGCAAAGUGAUUUACUAAAAAUCAUAUUAUCAAGUAAAUAGUCGUACUGCUAAUAAUAUUCACAUUAAGUGACAUUGUAUGCUAAAAAUGGAUGUAUUUAUUAAUUUAUUCCUGUUAUUUUAUGUGCAUAUUUUAAUAGAAAAACUUUUUAUGAAUGUUGUAAAAAAGAAAGAAAAAAAAAAGAAAAAACUGUCUUCUAAAACUCAUGUAGCCUUUAAGGAAAACUUCAUCAGUCAAUUUGUAAUUCAUUAGCUCUCAGUUACAAAAAGAGGCAGGAAUGAAUGAGCCAAGGACGGUGUGUUAUCGGCAGCACUCAGGGUAAACCUUCAAAAGGAAUGUACCUGAUGUGUAAAACAUUGUACAUCAUCAGUUUCUCAACUGGUCAUAGAUAGCAUUUUUUCCCCCUAUUGUGCCAUUUCAACCUGAUUUUUUUUUUUUUUGGUCAUGACAUACUCAUCCCAACUUUUAGCUGUAGCUCCAUACGCUGUAAAUCCAACCUUAGAGAAGCAUCAAGUAAUGAAGUGCCAGUGCCUGAAAUGUAAGUCGACUGUAGCAGUUAAAUGUGAACAGACCUCCUCUCACUGUACUUGUAUUACUGUAAAACACAUUGUUUAUUUCAUGUUUUCCUCUUUUUAUUUUAAAUGAUGUAUCUUCUGAUUUGUGAAUCUGUUUAUCCACAGUCAGUUAAAAUGUUGUUUGAGGAAACAGAAGUAUUGUGACAGUAAGGUGAACUUGGUUCCUUUUUGUUUCUAUAUCCCUGCAUUUUCCCCCCUCACAGAUGCUGUAUAUGAGUCAAACAUAUAUGCGGCCUCAUUUCUACUAAGCACAAGUAUUACUACAAACAUACCAGAGCUUUAUGGAUCUAUAAGGAUGAACCACCUUCACCUUUUCUGUCUGAAUACAUGAACCACUUUGUGAAAAAUGUGCAAUUAUUGAUUCUCUGGGUUUUGUUUGUCUUUUGUUUUUUUUAGCCAAGUUGUCUGUGCCUGUUGUUCCGUAACCGGUUUCUUUUCACAUGUAAGAAAUCUAGCAAAAGUGAACACACAGCCUUUGCUUUUAAACAGUCUAAAAUUAGAUUUUGUUUAUGCCUUAUACAUCACAUUUCAUGUAUGAGUAUGUUUGGCACUGGUCAGAAGUAUUAAAUACCUCAUGGAAAGCUCUGCCUACCUAGCAACUGCUACUUAAAUGCCUCAUGCAGCUUAAUUGUAGAGAAUACACUGUAAUUAUACAAACUCAAUUGUAAGACAUAUAGACUGAUAAUGGAUGAAUCAUCAUUUUCAAGAGUUUUACUUUGUAGUUUGCAAAUGCUAGUAUUCACCAUGACAUGAUUGUUUCUCUGCAGUUUUCAGAGUUAUAUUUGCACGUGUAGUAGAAACACUUGUAGCCUAAGGAGGACAGGAAAUUUAUAAUAAAGCAGCCAACCUGUUUGUUGUUUGCUGGUAGGUCGAUCAUCUCCAGCUCACAGUCAAUGAGUCGGCCGCUCGAUAUCACCUCAGCUAGUUUGUGGGUCGUAAUAUUUAAGCAAUAUGCUGAAAGUCUUGUUUCAGUGCAUGAACUGAGUCCAUCUCAUGUGUUUUGUCUUCAUCAGAUUCAGUAUACUGACAGUAGCCUUGAAAAACCACAAGUCUUUGACAUCUGCACACCUUCACAUCUGCCAUGUUUCUUACAUUAUUUAAAACCUUGUUUGUAUGAAUUGUAAUGAUUUAAAUGAUCAGACUGUAACAUAUUUUCGUAUGCCAUGGGUAGCCUACAUGUAAAACAACACAUGCACAUUACAGUUAAAACUGUAAACUGACCUAUUUUGUUUUACAAUGCUCACAUUCUCGUCCCCUGUGGCACUUAACACGUUCACUCCUCUGUCAUUGAUCACAAUCACAGCCUGGUAUUUGUGACGUGUGUUAAUCUCAGAGCUCUGUAAAUAUUAGGAUGAAAUAUCGGUUCUGUACAUUUAUGGAAAGAUUUUCCUAUGCAGGAGAAAACUACUAGAUUAGCUAUUGUGUAAUAAAAAGCAUAUACCACAUGUUCCCAUUUAUUGGAUUUUCAGUGCUCAAAAAUGUCUGCUCAGUAUUUAAUUCAUAUUUAUAUAACUAUUUUGUCACUGAAGCGUAGAUUUUUACUUCUUUGUUAGAACUUAGUUUAGAAUAUAAG
Messenger RNA from Scomber scombrus (Atlantic mackerel), 7830 nucleotides. It is a transcript of the gene znf646, whose product is annotated as zinc finger protein 646. The coding region runs from base 499 to 5064 and encodes 1521 amino acids. Gene Ontology annotation, molecular function: DNA-binding transcription factor activity, RNA polymerase II-specific; RNA polymerase II transcription regulatory region sequence-specific DNA binding. NCBI's taxonomy places the organism in Eukaryota, Metazoa, Chordata, Actinopteri, Scombriformes, Scombridae. Gene Ontology annotation, cellular component: nucleus. Gene Ontology annotation, biological process: regulation of transcription by RNA polymerase II. The transcript has 4 exons. The record is from RefSeq and is a predicted model, not a curated record.